GUGCGGGUGCCCGGCGGGGGCGCACGCGAGGCCGGGGAGCCGCGUGGGGGGAGGGGAGGGAGGUUAGACGGGGACCCCCCGCCGCGGCUGCCCCUGUGCGGGCAGCGGCCCCUGCACGUCUGUGGGCGACGGAGCGCAUCUGUCUGCGCGCCGCCGAGUGGGGCUGGGUCCCGGCGGGGGUCGGCGAACCGCGUCUGCCGCGGUGACCUCACCGCCUGGGGCUCCCCAGCCUCCGGCCGUGGGCGGCAGCACAGCCGGCUCGGCGUCCGCAGGCCCGGCGAGCAGGGAAGCCCCGUCCCAGCGUCCCCUUCCCCUCAGACCAGCGCGCACGGGGGUGGGGAGCUGGCUGGAGCCGGGGCGGCCCCUGCAGCGGCGUGUGUGGCGGGCAGGCCUUGGCGGUCCGGGCUGUGGCGGUCCCCCGGGCGCACCGAGGCGGGGUCCUGCCCCCCAGCCCCGCCGCUGUGACCCCACGUCCAACCAGGCCCGCUUGGGCUCUGCCCACCCAGCUGGGAGACGUGGCCUUGUGCUGGCAGGGGGCUGCGGGGAGGGGUGGGGCGGGAGUGGGUCCCGGGCCCCCGCCGGUCGGCGUUUCCCUCCUUUAGCUUUCUCAGCCCCUGAGAGCAGAGCACGGGGUCUGUGUGACCCUCUGUCAGAGGCUCGGAGCAUUCUGACGCCAGAAGGUUCCCGCGCGGACAUGGCGCCUCUCGGUGGGCUCCUCCUGGGUCUGACUAAUCCGAGCUCUAUGAGUUUCACGCAUUCACCUCUCAGCUUCCUGAGCAGAGUGGAGCUCAAGAUGGACUAAACGUUAGUUAACGCCUCUGGCUUCUCUGCUCAGAGCUGUCUCACUGCCUAGAGAACCAGCAGCCUCGAGGGGAGCUUGGCUGCUGGCGGGUUUCGGUUGGGAAGGGAGGCCUGGGCGUCUAAGGCACACACGGCGGCGUCUGCGUCUCCGUCCAGGCACCCAGGUGUGCCUGUCGUGUUUCCCAGAACACACCUGCUUUCCCUCGAGGAAAUGGGUUCGUUUCUUGUUCUAUCUAGUGCAGGAGAGGAAGGCGAUGAAGCGAAGCUUCUGAGAGAGGGAGGGACCGAGAGGCCGGCGGAGACUGAAGGCCAUGGCAGGGCCACCAAGGGCCACCGUCCAGGGGCCUCCCUGAGGGCCUCUGCAUCGCGCACUUUGCCCCUGUGGAUGCCCUGAGCUUGGCGUCAGGGGUGUAAAUGAAGGGCCACCUUGGCCACUGCCUGUGUGUGUGUGUGAGGGGUCUCGGUCCACAGUGGUCCUGGCCCAACCUGGAGAGCACGUCGGGGGCCUGCUGUCCUGGGGCCUGGGACCCUGCAUUUCUGACCAGCGCCUGGGGGAGCGGGUGCGCCCUGGAGGGAAAGUUCGGCACAGCCUGCUGGUUUUGAAGGAGAAAUGCUGGGGAGUCCCAUGCUGUGGUUGUAUUUUACUCCAAAACCAGACGAGACAGGGACCGCCUGCAGGGCCCUUGGUGGCAUUGACAUUUCCCCUGAAUGAGGGAAAUGGUAGGCACAGCCCUCCCGGCCUCCACAGAGGCACCAGCGCCAGGCCCGCUCCUGGCCGGGACCCCCUUUAAUGCCUGUGCGCUCAGCAGCCCCCAGCGGCCCCCAUAAUUCCCAGGUGCUGAUGAUGCUGAGCACGGAGUUGGGGGUCCCCCACCAAGCGCCAGGGGCUGGGAUGUGGAUGACGUCUGUCUGACCUGCACAUCUGUCUGAGCUUUUCACCCCAAGUGGAUGUGAGGCCAGAGGGGGUGUUGGGAGAAGCAGCGUGAGCGUGCAGGGGGCGCCCGCCUGCCGGGAGCAUUGUCUGCUCCGCUCUGGCCCUGCAGCAGCCGGCGGCCGGUGCCCCCUCACCAGAAGACAGGGAUCCGCGUGGAGGGUCUGCUGUGCUGGAGGGAAGGCUGCUACUGGAGUCCCUGCACGGCUUUGCUCUGGUGGUGAGCGCAGAAGGGAUGAUAUUCUACGCGUCAGCAACGAUCGUGGACUAUCUGGGCUUCCACCAGACGGACGUGAUGCACCAGAACAUCUAUGACUACAUCCACGUGGACGACCGCCAGGACUUCUGCCGGCAGCUGCACUGGGCCAUGGACCCUCCCCAGGCUGGGUGUGGGCAGAACCUGCUCUCAGAGACAGGAGAGGACGCCGUCCUGGGGAGGCUGCUCCGGGCCCAGGAGGGGGCCGCGGGCUGGCCCACCGAGUACUCGGCCUUCCUGACGCGGUGCUUCAUUUGCCGUGUGCGCUGCCUGCUGGACAGCACCUCGGGCUUCCUGACGAUGCAGUUUCAAGGGAAACUAAAAUUCCUGUUCGGGCAGAAGAGGAGGGCCCCGUCGGGAGCCGCCCUGCCCCCUCGGCUCUCCCUGUUCUGCGUCGUGGCGCCCCUGCCUACUGCGGUGAAGAUGCAGAGUGUGUGUCUGAGGGCGAAGCACAGGGUGGACGCCUCGGCCACGCCGGACACAAAAGCAAAAGCUGCCGCAAGUCUCUGUGAACCAGAAUUGCACGGAAAACCCAGUUACUUAGCAGGGAGGGGCAGCGGAGGAAACGGCCUGUCUGUGUUCAGGAGGCCCGCAGACGCCUGCCACUGGGGCCGGCUGGCAACCCGGGGCCCCUGCCUGUGCCUGCGGGGCGGCCACGACCUCCUCCACCCCCACCCCGAGGGGGCCGCAGGGGAUGGGCGAGGAGAGGAACUGGGGGGGUUGCCGAGGGGCCCCUCCUGCCCAAGGGAGCGGAGGGACGUCCCCCCGUACAGCUGCCACCUCGAGGCACAGGGACCCUCGAAGCACCUGAACUGGACGCCGGGGAGACACGGUCAGGACGGCGGCACCAAGCUGAAGCUGGAGCCCGGCAAGGGUGACCCAUUCCCCGCCGCGCAGGCCCGUGGCGCCUGCCUGCCCUACCCGGGCACCCAGGGCACUGUCCACGCCGUCAGGAGCUCACCUGGCUCUCACCAGCCAAAGCCUCCCCCCGGGCCCUGCGCCAGCCGGACCAGCACAGGCUUGCAGGACGGCCACCAGGGCCAGGCUCCCCUACCCACCAGCUGCCCCUUCCCUCAGGGGAGCCUGGAGGACGGGCUUCCUCGGCCAGGAGGGCAGCGUCUCCCCACGGGGUGCUAUCCCACCGAGGACAAGCUUCGAGGCAUCCCAAUGCCCCCGGGAGCCCCGUGUAACCCCAUGUUGUCACUCGAUGUGCCCAUCAAGAUGGAGAGCGAAUCCGGGUCCGAGGAUGCGGCGGAUGGCUACUGUGUGUCCCCGAGCCAGGCGUGGCUGGGGGCCAGCGACGUGGCCAAGAGACAGCUGGUCACUUUCCCUACCAGGAUGCACCUGAAGAUGGAGCCGGACUCCAGGCACCCCCUCUACAGCCCACCCCUGGGGCCCGGCCUGCUGGGGCCCCACCCCAGGCCCGGCAGGGAGCUGGCCCCGUUGCACCCCGCACACUGCGCCUGCCUGGAGCCUCCACCCCGCCUCUGUGCUGGGGGCCACCAACCCCCCAGCCUGGGCUGUGACUGCCAGGCUGCCGGGCCUGUGCCUGUAGUCAAGCUUGAGCCCCUGGACUCGCCCCCGUGGGCCGCUCACGGCCAGGGCGGGGCGCCCGGCAUGCUCCCCAGGAGCACCUUGGCGACACGGAUGCCACCCAGAGACCCCGAGUGCACGUUCCUGCCGUAGAGCAGGCGUCUGCAAAGGCUGACGUCCGUCCCUCGGCCGGCCGGGAUGGCAGUGCAGGGGCAGAGACUUUCCUGAGGGAGGCGCGUGCAAUAGCAGAUCCUGUGUCUCGUCCAAAGCCACUGAGGUUCUUAAAUGCAGAGCGGUCUCAUGUCUGCUCAAGUGUGACAGUAUUGCCCUCUAAGGGGACACGGUUUCUCAGAAAGAGGCCGGAGUGAGCUGGGCCGCCUGGCCGGGCAGCACCGGCGCUCCGAGAGAUGCAGCAAGCGGGGGCAGGCGACCGGCGACCUGGCCUGACCGCACCCCCAGCGCCCCCCCUUCCCGGCUUCCCCGACGCCGCCUCCGGCGAGCGGACCUCGGGGAGCAGCCUCACCCUGGGGGUCCCACUGCCGAGACAGCAAGUUGGGAAUCAAGCCUGUUGAGCGGCAGGUGACCACUUGCCCGAUCCUGGGCGGAGUCCAGAAGUUCCAGGCGGAAGAGGCUGUCAGCACCGGGCCCGGCAGUUCACCACGACGACGUGCAUGUGCCUGAGGCGCUGGCGCAGGCUGAGGCCGGCCCGGGGGAGGAUUGGCCUGAUCCCACCCUGUUCCUCCUUCCGCGAGCGUCUUGGUGUUGUCAGGGGGCCCCUGAAGGUGGUUCUUGCUCAUGUGCCUCUCACCGCAUCACGCAACCUAGUUUACAGGGUCUGGAUUUGCAAGUCUAGAGAAGUACAAGAUGUAGGGAGAGGAACGAGUUAGUCCAGUUGUCCAGCUGCCUUGCUGACUCUCUAGAGGUUUUUAAAUGACACGCCAAUCACCAUCCUAGGAGGAGCUAUUAGAGACGAGACAGACAGGUGAUGCUUUACAAAAACGAAAACAUUGUGGGGACCUCGCUGGCGGUCCAGUGGUUACGACUCCGUGCUUCAAACGCAGGGGCGCAGGUUUGCUCCCUGGUCGGGGAACUGAGAUCCUACAUGCUGUGCGGUGCAGCCAAAAAAAAAAAAGAAAAAGAAAAAAUUGUGAAGGUAACACAUUCUGAACGCAGGAAAUUAGGGUGCAAAGAAUAAAUCGGAAAGUGCAGGUCACCUGCAAUCACCAGGGGUGGCUCGUGGCUCAGGGCGAAGUUCACCGUGCCUUCCGGGGUGACCCCACGCCACGGGUGCAGUUAGUACGGGACACAACACCAGGGGGCAACAUCACCACCAAGCAGGGAGCUGGUCGGAGACCCCCCUGUGCUGUGGUUGGAGACCCUCCUUACGGAUGUGACCAUCUGCCCCGGGAGGCUCGGGACGGGCAGGGGCCCCUUGCAGCUCCGCCACGUUCAGCGGGGGGUCUUUUUGUCCGGCAUCUGUGGCUUUGGGGUGUCACUGUUCAGCUCCUGAGUUAAUGCUGAAGCUGUUUGCUAAAUGCUUCGUCACCCUGUCAGACUCAGGACUGGGCUGGCGGGACUGGAUCUUCUGACCCUUAGGCAGCUAGCUGCCUGCUUCGUGGAGGGGCUUCCCCUGGGGGGCGUGGUGGGAGCUGAAGGUCUCUCCCUGGACUGACAGAGGUUACUCGUUGGAGCCCAGGGUUGGGAGUCAUCAAUUUGUGGCCUCCUGGGAUCCCCGAGCCCUGCCCAGCAGCCUACUCAUCUCUGCCCAGCCCCCGGGGGCCUUGCAAAAGUGACAUCGGUGCUGUGCUGUCCCCCCCUCCCUCGCCAGAGUCUCCCCCUCCCCAUCACAGUGGCAGCCAGGCUGCCUGUCGGGACCACCUGCUUCCCACCCUCGCCCCCCGCUGGGUUAGCAUCCCUCUCUACUUAGUUCUCACGCUGAGCCCAGCACACCUGAUAGAUUUCAUCCCUAAGACAAGGGGUGGAAUAUCGGAAACUUCCUCCUUCCUUUCUAUUCACGCCAAGUGCCCAGCUCCUCGCGGGCAGCCCUGCACCGUCUCUCAAAAGUAACUGUCAGCUUCUCUGGAGCUCCCUCUGUGCAAUGUCACCCUCGGCACAGGAGUGGGUCCUGGGAUGCACCGGGGCACCCCUCAGUGUGACGCCUGCCCUUCCCGUCUCAGGGUACAGCAGACAGGUGCGCUGCACGCGCGUAACACGUAAGUGGGAAAACCCUGGACCGAAAAGAUGGAAUUGAGAGACACCAUUGCAUGUUUGCACGCUGUAGCCGGAUCCUAGUGUAACCAAAAAAGAGCUGCAGGCUGAAGGACAUUCAGCUGUCCCCGCCCAUGAGGGCCACGGUGCCCCAACUUUUCAGAUGCACCCACUCUCCCGGGACCAACUGCACCAAAUUGGUCCUGGUUGGUGGGCAGACAAGUCAUGCGUUGCCGAUGCAGAAUGCAGCCUCUGGACAUCAGCGCUGCAGGUCUUGCGUUCUGGAGAGGCCACCAUGCUCGGGGCCCAGGUCCUGACGUGCUAGGUCGGUGGGAACAAAACGCCUCUCAGGGCUUCCCUGGUGGCGCAGUGCUUGAGAGUCCGCCUGCCGAUGCAGGGGACACGGGUUCGUGCCCCGGUCCGGGAAGAUCCCACAUGCCGCGGAGCGGGUGGGCCUGUGAGCCAUGGCCGCUGAGCCUGCGCGUCCGGAGCCUGUGCUCUGCAACGGGAGAGGCCACAGCAGUGAGAGGCCCACGUACCGCAGAAGAAAAAAACAAAAACAAAAACGUCCCUCAGUCAGCACCUUUGUUAUUUUCCAACCAUGCCCCUGCUGAAAAAUCGUGUGGGGAAGGUGAGGAUGGAAUGUAGAAGGUCAGGUGUGGCCAGUCCUGCUUUAAAAUGUCAUUACAGUGCUAAUUACGGGCUUGUAUUUUCUGUUGCCUGUAGCUUUUGUCUAUAUAGCUGAAAAAUAUUAAAAUCAAAUAUGAUGUAGGAAUGGGGUGGAAGGGAGGAGAUAAACACAAAUUAUAUUUUAUAUUUUUGCAGUUUCUACUGGAUGAAAAAAGCUUUCAAUAUCUAGACUGACUUGUUGAAUUUUUAAAAAUGGAUACACUAUAAUAUAACUAUUUGUACUGUUUUCUCAGUGCCUUUAGAAAGCUUUCAAAUACAUUUCCGAUACUGUGGUUUGUAUUAAAUUUGCAAUAUUGAUGUAAAAUAAAUCAUACAUGUUA
Messenger RNA from Orcinus orca (killer whale), 6739 nucleotides. It is a transcript of the gene AHRR, whose product is annotated as aryl hydrocarbon receptor repressor. NCBI's taxonomy places the organism in Eukaryota, Metazoa, Chordata, Mammalia, Artiodactyla, Delphinidae. The transcript has 9 exons. The coding region runs from base 1968 to 3674 and encodes 568 amino acids. Gene Ontology annotation, molecular function: transcription cis-regulatory region binding; nuclear receptor activity; protein dimerization activity. Gene Ontology annotation, cellular component: aryl hydrocarbon receptor complex; nucleus. The record is from RefSeq and is a predicted model, not a curated record. Gene Ontology annotation, biological process: regulation of transcription by RNA polymerase II.